AUGUUCCUGGUUCGCGCAGGAUCGUUGAACCGAGGGACGUUGUCCGAACGUGACGAGACGAAGGGGUGCGUUGGGAGCUUUCCAAUUGAGACAGGAAUUGAAUUGGGCGAGUCGGUCGGAAAUUGGAGACCUGGUGGUUGGAGAAUCGAACGGGGCAAUGUCUGGGGGCGAAUCCAGUCGGGGCCAAGCGCAGAUGCGGACGGUGGCGAACACGAAAGGGGCACAACGCUAAAUGAAGCGAACCAAGAGGAAGUGAGCACCCACGGUACUCGACAACGAGUACGAGCCGCACUGGUUGGAGGAGCAGGGGAGGGGGAGGGUGUGGAAGGGGGUUGUGGAUGA
Penicillium longicatenatum is the source of this 342-nucleotide messenger RNA. RefSeq lists its product as uncharacterized. The record is from RefSeq and is a predicted model, not a curated record. NCBI's taxonomy places the organism in Eukaryota, Fungi, Ascomycota, Eurotiomycetes, Eurotiales, Aspergillaceae. The coding region runs from base 1 to 342 and encodes 113 amino acids. The transcript has a single exon.